AUGUAUGAUAUAAUCUUGCUAUUCCCAGUGAAGGAUCCCAGAAAGCUAGCUCUUUGGGUGCAGAAAAUGCAUAUUGCAGAUUGGGAACCUACAAAAAAUGAUAGGCUUUGUUCCAAACACUUCGAACAGAAGUCUUUCUAUAGAAUUAGUAACAGAACUUGCCUUCUUGAUGAGGCAAUACCGACAGUAUUUGAAGAAUUACCAUCAUAUCUUCAGGAAAAGCUAAAACCAAAGCGAGCAAUGAAAAGGCUCCGUCCACAAACUGACCAACCUUCUACUUCUGCUACUCCGGAUCUUGACAUAUCUAGAGACAAAAGUUUGGAAGACACUCCAAGAAAAAGGCGCAUAAGGAGACAAUUAUUCCAAGCAGUAAGAAGAAGUAGUGAUAAAUCUAUAAAGUUGAAGCAAAUUCGACAAACG
Messenger RNA from Dendroctonus ponderosae (mountain pine beetle), 420 nucleotides. RefSeq names its product THAP domain-containing protein 1 A-like. The record is from RefSeq and is a predicted model, not a curated record. NCBI's taxonomy places the organism in Eukaryota, Metazoa, Arthropoda, Insecta, Coleoptera, Curculionidae. Gene Ontology annotation, molecular function: sequence-specific DNA binding. The transcript has 3 exons. The annotation marks the transcript as partial.